This is a messenger RNA of Propithecus coquereli (Coquerel's sifaka), 604 nucleotides long. RefSeq names its product family with sequence similarity 19 (chemokine (C-C motif)-like), member A3 (gene TAFA3). The record is from RefSeq and is a predicted model, not a curated record. Gene Ontology annotation, molecular function: receptor ligand activity. The transcript is spliced from 5 exons. The coding region runs from base 61 to 462 and encodes 133 amino acids. Lineage: Eukaryota; Metazoa; Chordata; Mammalia; Primates; Indriidae. Gene Ontology annotation, biological process: negative regulation of microglial cell activation; positive regulation of microglial cell activation; neuroblast differentiation.
CAGGUGAUGUGAGUCUGAGAUCAGUAGAUGAGCAGCCAGAACUGAAAGAUCCCAAAAAGGAUGAGUGAGAGGGCCACGCGGAACUGGAGCACAGGCGGCUGGCUGCUGGCGCUGUGCCUGGCCUGGCUGUGGACCCGCCUGGCCACGGCUGCCUCACAGCCUCCAACUGCCACAGUGCUCACACAGCAGGGCACCUGCGAGGUGAUUGCUGCUCACCGCUGCUGCAACCGGAACCGCAUCGAGGAACGCUCUCAGACCGUCAAAUGCUCCUGCUCUUCUGGCCAGGUGGCCGGCACCACACGGGCAAAGCCCUCCUGUGUAGACGCCUCCAUUGUCCUUCAGAGGUGGUGGUGUCAGAUGCAGCCCUGCCUGCCGGGCGAGGAGUGUAAGGUGCUUCCGGACCUCUCAGGAUGGAGCUGCGGCAGCGGAAAGAAAGUCAAAACCACCAAGGUCACACGAUAGCUCUUGGGGGUCAUGGCCUGGACAGAACAGACUCGAUUGAGCCAUGGACCGAAGAAUGGUGUCCUGUCAUUAGCCAGCAAAUUUGGGGAUUCAUUUACCUGGACACAUGUCCCAUUCCAAAUGCACCAUCAGUCUUUCCAGG